This is a messenger RNA of Prunus avium (sweet cherry), 534 nucleotides long. NCBI's taxonomy places the organism in Eukaryota, Viridiplantae, Streptophyta, Magnoliopsida, Rosales, Rosaceae. The record is from RefSeq and is a predicted model, not a curated record.
AUGGCUCUGCACAACCUCAACCUCCUCCCCUACUUCCUCCUUCCUCUCAUUUCCCUCCUCUCCAAUCACAUCCCUCCAGCUCAAGCCCUCACUGCACCUUCAGACAUCUCAGCCCUCAAGGCCUUCAAAGCCUCAAUCAAAGCCUCCUCAAUCCCGCCAUGGUCUUGCUUGGCCUCCUGGGACUUCACCACAGACCCAUGCGCCCUCCCUCGCCGAACCCACUUCACUUGCGGAUUAACCCUGACAGGUGUCGAGACCCCGAAACCCGCGGGUAAUGGCGGAGGCGGGCUCGUGGCCGUCGAUUUGGGAUUUAACAGAAUCGAAGGGUACCCGCCAGUGAAUUUCGCGGGCUAUCCUGUGCUGUCGUCACUGUCGCUUCGUUACAACCGACUACGUGGCAGGAUCCCAUUGGAGUAUGGGCGGAAAAAGUCGUUGAAGAGGUUGUAUUUGGACGGAAACUUCCUGAUUGGACAGCCGCCGACGGGAUUGGUGACCGGCGAUGUCUCCGGUAGCUUGGGGGAUAAUUGUCUGCAG